Molecule: messenger RNA, 1186 nt
Organism: Callithrix jacchus (white-tufted-ear marmoset)
Lineage: Eukaryota; Metazoa; Chordata; Mammalia; Primates; Cebidae
Source: RefSeq, a predicted model, not a curated record
CAUGUGCAGAAAGCAGAACCUGGACCCCUUCCUGACACCUUACACUAAAAUUAACUCCAGAUGGAUUAGUCUUAAACAUUAGACCUAACACCAUAAAAACCCUAGAAGAAGAGUCCAUCAAUGAACCACUGGGGAGUGUCAUGGAAGCCUAUGAGCAGGUCCAAAAGGGACCCCUGAAGCUGAAAGGCAUUGCAGAACUCAGAGUGACUAAGCGGAAGAAGAAAAAUAAGGACAAAGACAAAGUGAAACUCCUGGAAGCAAUGGGAAUGAGCAAAAAGGAGGAGGAGGAGAAGCAACGCAGCCUGGACAAGCAGACCCCGGCCCAGGCAGCCUUCGAGAAAGUGCAGGAGAAGCAGCAAAUGGAAAGGAUCCUGAAGAAAGCAUCCAAAACCCAGAAGCAGAGAGUGGAGGACUUUGACAGACACCUGGACACACUCAUGGAGCAUUACGACAUUCCCAAUGUCAGCUGGACGAAGUCGCUGCCUACCCCCGGGAUGGAGCAGCAUUGAGGGUUCGCCAAAGGCCAUGCUGGGGUUGUAUGUGUUUCCUUUGGUAUAUUCUAGACACACGGGUUUACACACACCCUUACAUCUUCUGCUACAGACUGCUCUUCGAAGCUGUGCACCCUCAUUCUGGAACUUGAUUAAAGUAAAACUGUCCUUGUCCUCAGUUUAGGUUUCUUGGCAACAUAUAGAAGAUAUACCCUUUUCGUUUGGAUGGAAAGUUUCUAAGUUUAUCCGGAGGUAAAUGUUUUUACCCCCAAGUUGCAGCUAACGCUCUGAGGCCAGCCAGCUCUCCUCUCCUGGAUGAGAUGGACUCCAGAGGGUCAGAAGCUGAUAAUGCCAGGUGGCCUGCCAUAUGCAGAACCCCGCAGGACCCAGUGUGGGUGCCCUUGCGAGCUUCCUGUAGCUUGGGGCCUGUGCUAUUUAUUCCCUGCAGUCCCCAGAGAAGCCACUUGCAACUCUGUGGCCUUGGGACUUCCUCCUUAGCCACCUGGCCACUGAGACAGCACAGCCUGGCUGGCAAAACAACCACCUAGGGGAAGAAUGGAAUAGACACGCCUUGUUCCUUUCUGAGCCUGUUCCCAAAACCCUCCUUCCAGGUACUUCUAAUGGGUGUUGCCAUGCAGACAUUGCUAAUGGAUCACAGCAUUCUUUGACAUGGAACCCAGAUACAGCCUGCCUCU